Molecule: messenger RNA, 1874 nt
Organism: Trichomycterus rosablanca
Lineage: Eukaryota; Metazoa; Chordata; Actinopteri; Siluriformes; Trichomycteridae
Gene: klhl23
Product: kelch-like family member 23
Exons: 4
Coding region: 108-1784 (558 amino acids)
Molecular function (GO): protein binding
Source: RefSeq, a predicted model, not a curated record
GAGAGAGAUACGCGUGAGUGGUUUAGUGCGUGAAUCACAUCAUGCUCAGUGUUUAAUCCUAAACACCAGCACACUCACUCUGACCCAGACCCAGUGUUUCAGUGAUCAUGUCAGCCAGGGAUGAAGAAAUGUACACGUAUGAAUUUUGGGAUGCAGAUCAUCCAUCAGAAAUGCUGGGUGCACUUCGGGAGUUCUACACCUCUGGCCUCUUUUCUGACGUCACACUGUGUUGCACAGGACGGAUGUUUCACUGUCACAAGGCCUUGCUGUCAGCCAGAAGCGCUUACUUUAAAGUGAUGUUCACUUCAGACAUGAGAGAACGCUCGGAUCACGUUAUCAAUCUGCCCGGCGUAGACGGUGAGAUACUGGCUGCUCUGGUAAACUACGUGUAUACGUCCAAACUGUGCAUCACGCAAGCUAACGUGCAGAGCCUUCUCGAAGCAGCCGACCUCCUGCAGUUCGGCUCAGUGAAGAAGGCCUGCGAGAGGUUUCUGAUCAGGUUUUUGGACCUUGAUAACUGUCUUGGAAUGCACUCGUUUGCUGAGCUCCACGUAUGCCCAGCGCUGGGGCGUGAAGCUCUCAGGAUCAUACUCAGCAGAUUUGAGGAUCUGAUACAUCAAGAGGAGUUUCAGGCACUAGACCUUAAAAAACUGCUCACACUUCUGUCUGCUACAAACCUGAAUGUGAGCAGGGAGGAGAUAUUAUUAGACGCUGUAGUGAAGUGGGUGACCUUUGACAUUGAUUUGCGAAAAGACAGUGUGCUGGAUCUACUGGACUGCAUUCAGCUGGACGUUGAUGACCUGUAUCUCACGAGUGCUUUACAGAUACACAGAGCAUGUAAUGAAAACACGCUACGAUCCGUCAUUAUUCAGUCCAUGAAAUCGUGUGGAAAAGACUUCUCUAUAACGUCCAAAAACCUCACAUCCUGCAUGUAUGUAACAGGAGGGUAUUACUGGCGGCCGCUGUCAGAAAUCCACAUAUGGGAUCCCAUUUCGAACACAUGGGCACAAGGGAAGGACAUGCCCGACUGUGCAAGCGAGAGUUACAGCGUCUCACUCCUGGGCCCCAACAUUUAUGUGACAGGAGGAUACAGGACACAGACCGUUGAUGCUCUGGACACAGUUUGGAUUUAUAAUAUAGACUCGGAAAAGUGGACAGAGGGCUGUCCUAUGAUCACUGCUAGAUAUUAUCACUGCUCUGUAGCCUUACAUGGAUGUAUAUACGCUAUAGGAGGAUACAGCGCCGGUGCCCCUGCUAGUCAGACAGAGUUCUACGAUCCGUUAAGAAAGAAAUGGUUCCAAGUGGCAGAUAUGAUACAAGGUGUUGGAAAUGCUACUGCAUGUGUGGUGCAUGACCGAAUCUUUGUGACCGGAGGUCAUUAUGGGUACAGAGGCUCCUGCACCUAUGAGAAAAUUCAAACGUACAGAGCCGACAUGAAUGAGUGGAGCAUUGUGACGAUAAGUCCAAAUCCAGAGUACGGUCUUUGCUCUGUGUCACUGCACAACAAGCUGUACUUGGUUGGAGGACAGAGCACCAUCACAGACUGCUACGACCCCGAGAAGGACGAAUGGACGCAGAUCGCCAUGAUGAAGGAGAGAAGAAUGGAGUGUGGAGCCGCAGUCAUAAAUGGUUUUAUCUACGUGACUGGUGGCUAUUCCUACUCGAAAGGGACAUACCUGGACAGUAUCGAGAGGUACGACCCCGAGCUGGACUGCUGGGAGAUUGUAGGGAACCUACCUAGUGCGGCGCGCUCGCAUGGCUGUGUUUGUGUGUACGGCAUGUAGAGUUACUGAUGAUGUGUUUAUCUCUCUGUGUAUUCCAUACGGGAUCCCAUUUACAGCCUGGGUCAAUACGAGAAAUGCAGUAUUAUGUUA